This is a messenger RNA of Passer domesticus (house sparrow), 1828 nucleotides long. Its product is annotated as neuronal acetylcholine receptor subunit beta-4. The transcript has 6 exons. Gene Ontology annotation, cellular component: neuron projection; postsynaptic membrane; synapse. Bases 210 to 1679 code for a protein of 489 amino acids. NCBI's taxonomy places the organism in Eukaryota, Metazoa, Chordata, Aves, Passeriformes, Passeridae. Gene Ontology annotation, molecular function: transmembrane signaling receptor activity; acetylcholine-gated monoatomic cation-selective channel activity. Gene Ontology annotation, biological process: nervous system process; chemical synaptic transmission; monoatomic ion transmembrane transport. The record is from RefSeq and is a predicted model, not a curated record.
CAGCUGCAAAGGGGGAGGGACCACUAUGCUCAGGAAAAUUACACUUUGCAGAACGCUUCUGUCAGGUCCUACUGUCUGUCUCUUUCCUGGCAUUUCAUACCUCCAAGAUUCAGGUUUGCUUUUCCAUCUCUUCCCUGUGCAUCCCUGCCAACAGAGCCUAUUGCCAGCUGUCUAAGCUGAAGAGCAGUAAUCUACGUCUUCUUACUGCCAUGAGGAAAAUGUACCCCCUCGUUCUCUUUGUAAUGGGCUCCUUUUGUCUGAACGGAAGCAUGGCAGCAGAUGCUGAAGAAAAACUAAUGAACCACCUCCUGAGUCCUGACAGGUACAAUAAGUUAAUUCGACCAGCUGUCAACUCCUCCCAGUUGGUAUCCAUAGAACUGCAGGUUUCCCUGGCACAGCUUAUUAGUGUGAAUGAACGGGAGCAGAUCAUGACUACAAACGUCUGGCUGAACCAGGAGUGGAUUGAUUAUCGGCUGGCUUGGAAGCCCUCUGACUAUGAAGGAAUAAAUAAGCUGAGAAUACCUGCAAAACACAUCUGGUUGCCAGACAUUGUGCUUUACAAUAAUGCGGACGGCACGUACGAAGUCUCGCUGUACACAAAUGCCAUUGUAAAUAACAAUGGAAGCAUUCGCUGGUUGCCACCAGCCAUUUACAAGAGUGCCUGCAAGAUUGAGGUGAAGCAUUUCCCAUUUGACCAACAAAACUGCACCCUCAAGUUCCGGUCCUGGACGUACGACCACACAGAAAUUGAUAUGGUGCUCAAGACUUCCAUGGCAAGCAUGGACGACUUCACACCCAGCGGAGAGUGGGACAUUGUAGCACUCCCAGGAAGAAGGACUGUAAACCCUCUGGACCCCAAUUAUGUCGAUGUGACAUAUGACUUCAUUAUUAAAAGGAAACCACUUUUUUAUACCAUCAAUCUUAUCAUUCCCUGUGUGCUAAUUACAUCUUUAGCCAUCCUAGUAUUCUACUUGCCUUCAGACUGCGGUGAAAAAAUGACUUUAUGCAUAUCUGUGUUGCUUGCCUUGACUGUGUUCUUGCUGCUGAUCUCCAAAAUUGUCCCUCCAACAUCUCUAGAUGUUCCACUGAUUGGCAAGUAUCUCAUGUUUACAAUGGUGCUGGUGACCUUCUCAAUAGUUACCAGUGUCUGUGUGCUCAAUGUCCACCACAGAUCUCCAAGUACUCACACUAUGCCCCCGUGGGUAAAGCUGGUUUUCCUUGAAAGGCUCCCAGCCUAUUUGUUCAUGAAGCGCCCAGAAAAUAAUCCUCCACAGCAAAAGCCAUGCAACUGCAAAAAGACAAAAACAGAGAAUCCUUGCAUGGAGCCAUCUGACUUCUACAAGAACUCUACCUAUUUUUUGAAUACAGCUUCUGCUAAAAGAUAUGAUAUGAAAGUCUCUGAGACACCUGACAAUGUCAGCAGUCAUCGAGAUUUUAGGUUAAGAACAGGUGCAAAAUUUUCUCCUGAAGUGCAAGAAGCAAUUGAUGGAGUCAGUUUUAUAGCAGAGCACAUGAAAAGCGAUGACAACGACCAGAGUGUCAUUGAAGAUUGGAAGUAUGUUGCCAUGGUAGUGGACAGGCUGUUUCUCUGGAUAUUUGUCCUUGUUUGUGUCCUGGGGACUGUUGGAUUAUUUCUGCAACCACUUUUUCAAAACCACACUGCUGCCAUAAACCCUUAGCUAUUAUUUUAAAUGUCAAUACUUACACAGACAUUUGGUCUCAUUCUGCUCUCAGUUCCACUUUGUUAACUCCGCAGAGGUGCCAAGUGAGUUGCACUUACAUCCCUUAGAGUAGGGAAAAGGAACGUAGAGCUUAACUUACUGGGAUA